AGGACUUACAGCUUCCUUCACUGCCUUCCGAGCCAACACCCCCACCCCCAAAAGUUGUGAUGCUUUUCUUUACUCAGUGCUUUGGGGCUGUGCUGGAUCUCAUUCACCUCCGCUUUCAACAUUACAAGGCUAAGCGGGUUUUCUCUGCGGCUGGGCAACUUGUCUGUGUAGUCAACCCCACACACAACCUAAAGUAUGUGUCCAACAGACGGGCCAUCACCCAGAACACCACGGAGCAAGGCAGCUUCCACCCUCACCACCUCCCCCACCAUCACCGCCACCACCACCGCCACCACCACCUGCGGCACCAUGCCCGCCCCCACCUCCUCCACCACCAGGAGGUAGGGCUGCAUGCCACCCAGGUGACGUCCUGUAUGUGCCCCUUGUUCUCAUGCCAGUGGGAAGGCCACCUGGAGGUGGUAGUUCCCCACCUGCGGCAGAUCCACAGGGUUGACAUCCUCCAGGGUGCAGAGAUCGUCUUCCUGGCCACAGACAUGCAUUUGCCCGCACCAGCGGACUGGAUCAUCAUGCACUCCUGCCUCGGCCACCACUUCCUGCUGGUGCUCAGGAAGCAGGAGAGGCAUGAAGGGCACCCCCAGUUCUUUGCCACCAUGAUGCUGAUCGGGACGCCCACCCAGGCUGACUGCUUCACCUACCGUCUGGAGCUCAACAGAAACCAUCGUCGUCUCAAAUGGGAGGCCACCCCACGGUCUGUCCUCGAAUGCGUGGACUCAGUCAUCACUGAUGGGGACUGCCUGGUCCUCAACACCUCUCUGGCCCAGCUCUUCUCUGACAAUGGCAGUCUCGCUAUAGGAAUCGCCAUCACUGCAGCAGAGGUCCACACCACAGAAGCCGAGAUGUGAGGCCAGGAGAUGCUGGA
Octodon degus (degu) is the source of this 880-nucleotide messenger RNA. RefSeq names its product siah E3 ubiquitin protein ligase family member 3 (gene Siah3). The record is from RefSeq and is a predicted model, not a curated record. Gene Ontology annotation, biological process: proteasome-mediated ubiquitin-dependent protein catabolic process; multicellular organism development. NCBI's taxonomy places the organism in Eukaryota, Metazoa, Chordata, Mammalia, Rodentia, Octodontidae. The transcript is spliced from 2 exons. The coding region runs from base 60 to 863 and encodes 267 amino acids. Gene Ontology annotation, molecular function: ubiquitin protein ligase activity; ubiquitin conjugating enzyme binding. Gene Ontology annotation, cellular component: cytoplasm.